GCCGCUAGCGCAGUUAGCGGCGGCGGGCGAUGGCGGAGCGCAGCGGCUCCCGCGGCCUCCCCGGCCCGGCCCCGCCGCCCUCGGCCUCUCCGCAGCCUCCUCCGGUUCCUCCGGGAGCCGGGCCCUCCCCACCCCAUGGAGCCACUACGGUUCCUUCCGGUACCGGUACAACAUCCCCAGGUCCGAGCGGGCCCGGUGGACCCGGCCGACCGGUACAGAUGAACCUAUACGCUACCUGGGAGGUGGACCGGAGCUCGCCUAGCUGCGUGCCCAGGCUGUUCAGCCUGACGUUGCAGCGCCUGGUGCUGAUGCGGGAGAUGACGAAAGCGCUGGGCUCUGUCGUCAUCGCGGUGAAAUUGCAGGGCUCCAAGCGGAUCCUUCGAUCCAACGAGAUCCCACUGCCGGCCGGUGCCUCCCCCGAGACCGAGCUCCAGCUCACCUUCUCCCUGCAGUACCCCCAUUUUUUGAAGCGCGACGCCAACCGGCUCCAGGUGAUGCUGCAGCGACGCAAACGCUACAAGAACCGAACGUUCCUGGGUUACAAAACCUUGGCCGUGGGGCUCAUCAACAUGGCCGAGGUGCUGCAGCACCCUAGCGAGGGGGGGCUGGCGCUGGUGCUGCACCGGGCAGUGAAGGACACGGCGGUGCCGGUGGCCGAGAUCCGGGUGAACUCGCUCUCCAGCCAACCCAUCGACCACGAGGCCAAGGGCAAGCUCUCGGAUCGCUCCCCUGACAUCGACAACUACUCGGAGGAAGAGGAGGAGAGCUUCUCCUCCGAGCAGGAGGGCAGCGACGACGCCCUGCACGGCCAGGACCUCUUCUACGAGGAAGAGGAGCUGCCCAAGGUGAAGAAGACGCGGAGGAAGCCGAUGGCCUCCACCCGGCAGCCCAAUAUCAAGCAGAAGUUCGUGGCCCUGCUCAAGAGGUUCAAGGUGUCGGAGGAGGUGGGCUUUGGGCUGGAGCACGUGUCCCACGCCCGCAUGCGGGAGGUGGCCGAGGACCUGGACGAGCUCUACGACACCCUGGAGAUCUUCAACCCCAGCGACAGCGGCGCCGACCUGGACGACACCGACAGCGUCCUCAGCACCCCGAAACCCCGCCUGCGCCCCUUUUUCGAGGGUCUCUCGCAGUCGAGCUCCCAGACGGAGAUGGGCAGCCCGGGGCGCGAGGGGGCCCCCCCGGCCGAGGCCAAGGGCGGCCGCAGACCCCCCGAAGAUGGGGGGCAGGACCCCGAGGGGCUGGACACCCGGGGGGACCCCGAGCCCCUGCCUGAGCCCGGGGGGGUCCCCGAAAAGCUGAAGACCCCCCUGAAGGGCAGCAAGGGGGGGGAGGUGGCGUCACCCAGGGCGGACGGGGGGGCCCCCCCCGGGCGGGGCCGUCGGGGCACCCCCCUACGCGAGCGGCAGCUCUGCCGCCCCCCCGGCGAGAGGAACAACAGCUCCGACAGCGAGCGCUCCCCAGACCUGCCCCACGGCACGCAGGUGCCCCGGCGGGCGGUGUGGGAGCAGCUGGGCCAGGCGCUGGGUCCCGAGACGGGGCUGCCCGAGAGCGUCCUGCUGGUCGGCACCGGGGACUGGCAGGGGCAGUGGGUGGGGGAGCUGCUGCAGGCGCAGGGGCAGGCGCUGGUGGGCACCGCGGGGGGGGAGCUGCAGGCCGUGCUCUCCGCCGUCCUCACCCGCAUCCAGCGAUUCUGCAACUGCUCGGCGCUGCCCCCCCGGGCGCUGAAGCUGGUGGCCGUGGGUGCUGCCGGGUUCCACAGCACCCUCCUGCGCUGCUUCGUCCGGCACCUGGGUGCCAAGAGUCCCGAGUGGCUGGGCUACCUGCGCUUCCUCCUCGUGCCCCUCGGCCCCCACCCCGUGGCGCAGUACCUGGGCUCGGUGGACGGGCGCUACGCCGCCGCCUUCCUGGACCCCCCCUGGCGGGAGCUGUUUGGGCGCAGCGAGCCCCCACCCACGGAGCCUUUCAACGUGGUGGGCCGGAUCCUGGCGUACGUGGCGGGUGCUGGGGCCACCCACCCGCUGCCGGUGGCCGAGGCCAUGCUGACCUGCAAGCACAAGUUCCCGGACGAGGACUCGUACCAGAAGUUUGUGCCCUUCGUGGGGGUGAGCCUGGCGCGGGUGGCACCGGGUGACACCGGGUGACACUGGGGGGUGACACUGGGGGGUGACACUGGGGGGUGACACUGGGUGACAUGGGGUGACAGGGUGGCACUGGGUGACACUGGGUGACACUGAAGGGUGACACAGGGUGGCACCGGGUGACAGGGGGUGACACUGAGGGGUGACAUGGGUGACACUGGGUGACACUACUGGGUGACACUGAGGGGUGACACUGGGUGACAUGGGGUGACAGGGAGGCACUGGGUGACACUGGGUGACACUGAGGGGUGACACAGGGUGGCACCGGGUGACAGGGGGUGACACUGAGGGGUGACACGGGUGACACAAGGUGACACCACUGGGUGACACUGGGUGACAC
Molecule: messenger RNA, 2478 nt
Organism: Grus americana (Whooping crane)
Lineage: Eukaryota; Metazoa; Chordata; Aves; Gruiformes; Gruidae
Product: phosphofurin acidic cluster sorting protein 1-like
Biological process (GO): protein localization to plasma membrane
Molecular function (GO): transmembrane transporter binding
Source: RefSeq, a predicted model, not a curated record